UAACCAAACAAGGCCUUAUGUGCUUGGGGAAGAUAAAGAGUGAAAAGCGGUCAUGCUGGUAUCUCCAUAUAUUAGUUCGGUUGAUACUCAUUACGUCUUCACUACUUGAGAAAUCCAACUUUCGACGCGUUCUUCAUUGAUCAAGAUCGAUAUGGCAGAGAUUGACAAAUAUACAAGCGAUGGGACUCUCAACAUUCACUCUAAACCUGCUGAGAAGAAGAAAACUGGAAAUUGGAAAGCUUGCCGUUUCAUUCUAGGAACUGAAUGUUGCGAGAGAUUAGCUUAUUAUGGUAUGGGCACUAAUCUGGUGAACUAUCUUGAGAUUCGUCUUAAUCAGGGGAAUGUUGCAGCAGCCAAUAAUGUGACGAAUUGGUCUGGGACGUGUUAUGUAACACCUCUACUUGGAGCUUUUUUAGCAGAUGCAUAUGUUGGACGUUAUCGAAUCAUUGCCAUAUUUUCGAUGAUCUAUGUUUUGGGUAUGACAUUGUUAGCUCUCUCUUCUUCUGUCCAUGGACUAAAGCCAGAAUGUCAAGAUGGGGUUUGCAACCCAACAUCAGGACAAACCACUGUCUGCUUUAUAGCGCUCUAUUUAAUCGCUCUAGGGACCGGUGGGAUCAAGCCAUGUGUGUCUUCGUUUGGUGCAGAUCAAUUCGAUGACAAUGAUGUUGCUGAGAAGAAGAAGAAGGCUUCUUUCUUCAACUGGUUCUAUUUUUCUAUCAACGUGGGUGCACUCAUUGCUUCCACUGUUCUUGUUAAGAUUCAGAUGAGUGUCGGUUGGGGGCUCGGUUUUGGCAUUCCAGCCUUAGCCAUGGCAAUAGCGGUUGUGUUUUUCUUUGGAGGAAGUUAUUGUUAUAGGCUGCAGAAACCGGGUGGUAGUCCAUUGACGAGAAUUGGCCAAGUUAUAGUUGCGUCCUUCAGAAAUCUCAAUGUGAAUGUUCCUGAAGAUAAAUCUCUUCUUUACGAAACAGCAGAGGAAGAAUGCAGCAUUCAAGGAAGCCGGAAACUUGACCACACUGAAAAAUUGAGGUUCUUUGACAGGGCAGCUGUGGACACUGGUACAGUUGAUCAACCAAAGGGAAAAGUGAAUCCAUGGCGACUAUGUACAGUUACCCAAGUUGAAGAACUGAAAGCAGUUAUCCGCUUACUCCCAAUCUGGGCUACUGGAAUCAUCUUCUCAUGCGUGUACAGUCAAAUGAGCACCAUGUUUGUUCUUCAAGGGAACACAAUGAACCAAUCCCUAGGAAGUAUCAGGAUCCCUUCAGCCUCUCUCUCGAGCUUCGACACAAUAAGUGUCCUCAUUUGGACACCUUUAUACGACAGAAUCAUCACUCGUGUUGCAAGAAAGGUAACAGGAAGAGAACAAGGUUUCACUCAGCUCCAACGAAUGGGUAUUGGACUAGUCAUAUCAAUCUUAUCCAUGGUCGCUGCAGCUCUUCUUGAGACAGUUCGUCUCGGCUACGUUAAGAAACACAAUUACUACGAUGUGAAGGAAAUUCCAAUGUCGAUCUUUUGGCAGAUUCCUCAGUAUUUUCUUGUAGGGUGUUCUGAGGUUUUUACUUUUAUUGGGCAGCUUGAGUUUUACUAUGAUCAGGCUCCUGAUGCUAUGAGGAGUAUGUGUUCGGCUUUGUCGCUUACAACUACUGCUUUGGGGAAUUAUUUGAGUACUUUUUUGGUGACGGUUGUGACAAGAGUUACGACGAGAAAUGGGCAACUUGGGUGGAUACCUGAUAACUUGAACCGUGGUCAUCUUGAUUACUUUUAUUGGUUGUUGGUGAUUCUAAGCAUUGCUAACUUUGUUGUUUACAUUUUUAUUUCCCAAUGGUAUACAUAUAAAAAGCCGAAAGGGAUUGCUUCGAGUUGAAACUAAAGCGAGGAAAAAGAAGAAGAAGGUAGGUUUAAUAUUUCAUUGGCUAAGAUGGGUAAUUCUUAAAAUUGGAUAUGGUGUGAACCUUUUUAUUUGUUUGAUGGUUAGAAGUUGAUGUUAGCUUGUA
Messenger RNA from Impatiens glandulifera, 1991 nucleotides. Its product is annotated as protein NRT1/ PTR FAMILY 8.1-like. Gene Ontology annotation, biological process: transmembrane transport; oligopeptide transport. NCBI's taxonomy places the organism in Eukaryota, Viridiplantae, Streptophyta, Magnoliopsida, Ericales, Balsaminaceae. Gene Ontology annotation, cellular component: membrane. Gene Ontology annotation, molecular function: tripeptide transmembrane transporter activity. The transcript has 5 exons. The record is from RefSeq and is a predicted model, not a curated record. The coding region runs from base 152 to 1861 and encodes 569 amino acids.